AUGCCCAUCGGUCAGGAACAAUUGGAGAAAAUCUAUGCAGCGAAGGAGAAGGAGUUCUUCGAAAGGUUUAAUGCCAACCCGAAGAACACAGCUACGUGGGAUGAUUUUCAACGCAUUCGAACACUCGGUAGGGGCGCUUUUGGACGCGUCUUGCUGGUGAAAUACCGAAAUCAGGAGGAAUACUAUGCCAUGAAAGUCCUCUCAAAAGUGGAAAUUGUCAAGAGCCGACAGGUUGAAAAUGCAAUUAUGGAAAAGCGAAUUCUCGCUGCCUGUAACAUUCACCUGAUCCUUCGACUGGCCUUCAGCUUUAAAGACAACAGCUACCUCUAUAUGGUUACCGAGUUUGUAGUGGGUGGUGAGAUGUUCACAUUGUUGCGGAAUAUGCGCAGAUUUCCGGAAAAUAUGGUUAAAUUCUACGGCGCACAAGUUGUUCUCGCUUUUGAGUACCUCCAUCGCCUCACGAUCGCCUACAGGGACCUCAAACCCGAAAAUCUGCUAAUUACAGGUGAGGGUUUUCUGAAAGUUGCUGACCUGGGUUUUGCAAAACUGAUUCCGAAGGAUAAACGCACAUGGACUUUGUGCGGAACACCCGACUAUAUGGCGCCUGAAAUCAUCAUGAACAAAGGUUAUAGCUAUUCCGUGGACUGGUGGGCAUUCGGUGUUUUGAUGUAUGAGAUGACUACCGGUUUUCCGCCGUUUAUGCACCAAGAUCAAAUGAAGACAUUUGAGCACAUCAUAUCGGGAAAAGUAAAAUUUACCAACCAAUUUGGUCCGGAAAUCAAGGACUUAAUCAAGAACCUCAUCCAGGUUGACCUCAGUCGCAGGUUUGGCAACCUCAAGAAUGGCAUAAUGGACAUCAAGGAUCAUAAGUACUUUGCUGAUAUUGACUUCCUCGCCAUUUAUAACAAAGAAGUCAAAGUCCCCUACAAACCCAAUUGUAAAGGUCCCGGUGACACAAGCAACUUUGAGAAAUGGGAAGAGGAGACCUUGAAGGUUGCCGAUAGGCCAAAGUUCAAGACCGAAUUCGAGGCAUUUUAG
This is a messenger RNA of Spirometra erinaceieuropaei, 1038 nucleotides long. The record is from the annotation of a GenBank genome assembly. Lineage: Eukaryota; Metazoa; Platyhelminthes; Cestoda; Diphyllobothriidea; Diphyllobothriidae.